ACAAAUUAGCCGAUAUUUCUAUGAACUGUAUCGUUUCAGCAUACAGUUCAAACAAAAUGGUUGGUUUAAAAGUGUUGUGGUUAUUUUUAAGCGUAGUUUUAGUAAAAGGAUCGCCCUUUUUCUCAAAUUCGGAAAAUGAAUUAUCGAAUUUACACGAUGCACCACCGGCAGAAAAACACGAAGAACCUGAUGUAUAUCGGCUCACAGACGAAGUAGUACCAAAAUCGUAUGAGCUCAGAAUUGUGCCAGAUUUCGAAAAAUUCAUUUUUACAGGAAGAGUAGAAAUUCAAGUUCAUGCGAAAUUUACGACUAAUAAAAUAAUCCUUCAUGCCAAAAAACUCACGAUUAAGAGUGUGAAAGUGAUGAAAUCAUUGCUGCUGCAGUGUUCGCAUAAACUGGACGAAUCUAACGAUCUGCUCAUUAUUACGACCGCCCAACCAUUGAAUUAUGAUACAGAUUAUACGGUCGUGAUCGACUUCGAAGGUGUGCUAAACGACGAUAUGAGAGGCUUUUACAGAAGUUCAUAUAGUGAAGCAGAUGGCAAAAUUCACUGGAUGGCCACAACUCAAUUCGAACCAACAUAUGCCAGAGAAGCUUUCCCUUGUUUCGACGAACCUCGUUUCAGAGCUUCUUUUACAAUCUACUUAGCACGUUCAAAUGAUCAAAUAGCAAUCAGUAAUAUGCCUUCAGAGGCUCAAUUGCCUCCAGAUUCGCUGAGUGGUAAUCGUCUAUGGGAAAAAUUCGUGCAAUCCCCACCGAUGGCGACAUACCUGGUCGCUUUCAUGGUAACUGAUCAAUACUCAUACAUGUCCGAUGCAGAGAGGAAAAUUCGCGUAUUCGUCAAGAAAAGCGCUGUACAACAAUCGUCUUACGCAUUAAAACAGAGUUCCCAAUUAUUGAAACAAUUGGAAGGCUACACCGGUAUAGCAUUCAAAUUGCCCAAACUAGAUGUAGUAGCUGUACCAGAUUUUAAUGCUGGAGCAAUGGAAAACUGGGGCAUGACAACUUUUAGAGAAAGAUAUAUAAUGUUGAACGAACCAAAUAGCUGCGAACAACAAAAAACAGCAGCCACAGAAGUCAUCAGUCAUGAAUUUGCUCAUCAGUGGUUCGGAGAUUUAGUAACUCCAGCAUGGUGGGAUUUUCUAUGGCUGAAUGAAGGAUUCGCGACGUAUUUUGAAACUUUUGCAGCUGCAGCGAUUGAACCAUUUUGGAAAUUGGAUCAACUAUUUGUAGUUGAAACUGUGCAGUUUGCUAUGAAGCACGAAAUCACAACACAGCGAGCUAUGACUUCGCGCGUGAACAAAUUCAGUCAAAUUAAAGACGCAUUUGACGUCAUCAGCUACGACAAAGCUGGUUCUGUAAUCAGGAUGUUUGAGCACAUUUUUUCACCCAAUAUUUUCCGAAAUGCAUUACAUCUUUAUUUGCAAGAUGGGCAAAAAAAUUACGACGGCACAGUAACACAGAAAGUUUUAUUCGAUGCAUUUGAUAAAGUAACAGGUUAUAGUUCCAUAAAGUUACCACCGCAUUUUUCUGCUUCUGAUAUUAUGAAAACUUGGACUGAAAACAUUGGAUACCCUGUGAUUAAUAUAGCGCGUUGUUAUCACCACGGCGAAGUGACAGUUAAACAGGCCACUUAUAAAUCUCCAAGAGCCCCAAAACCUUUACCUGAUCAAGAAUGGAUAGUUCCAUUGACUUAUACGACUAAAUCUGCACCUGAAUUCUCAAACACCCAACCUACUUAUUGGUCAUUUGCCGGUAAGCCCACAGAGUUGACAGAACGAUUCCCGAAUUCUGACUGGAUUAUAUUCAAUUUACAACAAUCAGGAUAUUACAGAGUGAAUUACGAUUCGAGAAACUGGGAAAUGCUGAUCGAUCAAUUGCAUCAAGAUCCCCAAAAAAUACAUGUUCUGAACAGGGCCCAAUUGAUCGAUGACACCGGCGCUUUUGCUGAUGACGGGAUAUCAAGUUAUUACCUACAUUUACAUUUGUUACAGUAUUUAUCGAAAGAGACUGAUAUGAUUGCUUGGUAUUCUGCGAUCACAUCAUUAAAUAAACUGAUAUCUGAAUCAGAGGGUACACCAAACCAUCCAUUCAUUAAAGAGUACGUACAAAAAUUGAUUCAUACAGCGCAAAAACCUGCGGAUUCCCCAAAAACGCCCUAUGAAAACUUUGGUUUCGAAAUUAAAACAACGGACGAUCACGUCACAAAAAUAGUAAAACCAAUGUUUUUGAACUUGGCGUGCAAGUCGGGUGUAGAACAAUGCAUUCAGCAAUCAUUAGACGAAUACAAGAAAAACGAGGCUGAUCUCAGCAAAAUUCAACCAGAUUUGAAAAAAGUUGUUUAUUGCAAUGCUUUGCGUAAUUCCAAAGACCAGCAAACUGUUUUCAAUAAUUUAUGGAACACGUAUUUAAAAACUGAAAUUAGCUUUGACAAAAAUAUAAUUCUUACGUCCUUAUCAUGCACUAGCGACGAAGGAGUCAUCAAAAAUUUCUUAAAAAAAAUGAUUGAUCCGAAAAACACCGAAGUUCGAAAACAAGAUGCAAUCUUCAUCACUAGAACGUUCACUACGGAAAUACCGACAGUAACAGCAAUACUCAAAAUCCUUAUAGAAGAAAUUCCUCCCAAGAUGGAAAGUGACCAGAGUGGACCUCUAACUCUACAAAACCUCGUCGAUUCAAUUAACGUAAAGACGCCAGAACAAGCACAACUGUUGGAACAAUUGGCAACUAAAAGUAGCUCUCUUAAUCAAAAGAAGUACAGCGAUUUAAUCUCAUCAAUCAAAAGUCUGAACAACACGUCUUCCAAUAAAAUAGAAAAGAGAAUGAAAAUAUCCGAAAGAAUUAAAGAAGAAUAUAAUUCACCGGAUAAGAAACCAGAUAAACCAACAGAAAAACCACCACAGCCAGGUUCUGGUGCUUCUGCUCUAGUUCCCAAAUUAUGGUGGCAUCUAGUCAUUGCCGGCAUUGUUCUGUGCUAUGGGGCACCAAGGCUACGAACAUUGUAAUCGACACAAAAAAUGAAAGACCUUGAAGUGUAACACUUGUAAAUUUGUAUCUUAUGUACAUAGCUUGUAUAUUCGCAAUUGAAUUGAGUAAACAUGCCAGUAAUUCGACGUGCAGUAGUAAAAAGUUUGAAAUUUA
Planococcus citri (citrus mealybug) is the source of this 3141-nucleotide messenger RNA. Its product is annotated as aminopeptidase N-like. Gene Ontology annotation, cellular component: cytoplasm. Gene Ontology annotation, biological process: proteolysis; peptide catabolic process. The record is from RefSeq and is a predicted model, not a curated record. Lineage: Eukaryota; Metazoa; Arthropoda; Insecta; Hemiptera; Pseudococcidae. Gene Ontology annotation, molecular function: zinc ion binding; peptide binding; metalloaminopeptidase activity. The coding region runs from base 21 to 3005 and encodes 994 amino acids. The transcript is spliced from 14 exons.